AUGUUUAGAAAGUCAAUUAUCCCGUUGGUUUUGGCAUUGAUAACUACGCUAAAUAGUAUCUGCGCUGCGAGCUCGUCAAACACGUAUGCUCCUGUCGCUAUCACACUUCCGGCAUUUACAAAGGAAUGCUUGUACUACGACCUGUUGUCUCACGAGGACUCCAUUGUAGUGAGUUACCAAGUUUUGACCGGUGGUAAUUUUGAAAUCGACUUCGAGAUCACUGCCCCAGAUCACAGCGUUAUCACCACUGCCAAGCAGCAGAAAUAUUCCGAUUUUCUUUUGAAAUCUUUCGGAUUGGGACAAUACUCGUUCUGUUUCUCGAACACGUACGGCACAGCGUUGAAAAAGGUUGAAGUGACCCUGGAGCUUGAGAAGGAAAACUUGGCCGCACACCACAACCCUGAAGAUGCCAUUUCGGACCACGCUGUCGAGGAAAUUGACCGCAACCUAAACAAAAUCACCAAAAUGAUGAACUACCUCAGAGCGAGAGAAUGGAGAAACAUGGACACCGUGAAAUCCACCGAAAGCAGACUCGUCUGGCUAUCCAUGCUCACGAUGGGUUGUAUGGCAGGUGUCAGUUUCAUUCAGGCCGCUAUUGUCCAAGUCCUUUUCAAGGAUCGCCAAAGAAACUACGUAUAA
Lachancea mirantina is the source of this 639-nucleotide messenger RNA. The record is from the annotation of a GenBank genome assembly. NCBI's taxonomy places the organism in Eukaryota, Fungi, Ascomycota, Saccharomycetes, Saccharomycetales, Saccharomycetaceae.